This is a messenger RNA of Cryptomeria japonica (Japanese cedar), 477 nucleotides long. Its product is annotated as protein trichome birefringence-like 1. Lineage: Eukaryota; Viridiplantae; Streptophyta; Pinopsida; Cupressales; Cupressaceae. The transcript is spliced from 3 exons. The coding region runs from base 1 to 477 and encodes 158 amino acids. Gene Ontology annotation, molecular function: O-acetyltransferase activity. The record is from RefSeq and is a predicted model, not a curated record. Gene Ontology annotation, cellular component: Golgi apparatus.
AUGGUUUGCCUUCUCACCCAAGGUGAUGGUCAUGGGCAAGGGCGUUCCUCUGUCACCACCUUUCAUCAAGGAGCCACUUCUGGUUAUUUUCUGAAGGAGUACAAUUGUUCCAUAGAGCUCUCAUGGUCGCCAUUCCUGGUGAGGCAACAUAACACUCCUGAUACGGAAACUUUACAAAUUGACACCAUAGACAAGCCAACCUCAGUAUGGAAGACCGCAGAUAUACUUGUAUCCAGCACAGGCCAUUGGUGGACCGAUCCACUGCCUUCGGCAGGGAAGGAUUAUCACGAGCAAGGUGAGUUCGUCCAUCCCCACAUGGAAGAAAGCGUAGCUUUUGAAAAAGCACUGAAGACAUGGGCUAGAUGGGUGGAUACCAACAUUGAUCCUUUACAAACCCAACUUGUACUUUCUACUGCAGUAGGAAGAUGUGGGGGAAAAGGGAAGGGGGAGGAUGUUUCAAAGAGACAGAGCCCAUAG